AGGUUAUUAUGAAAUUAGAACCGCUACUAUUGCAAGUCGUGUACUUAUCUUAUAUUGGCAUUCUGUUUUAGUUAAUUGGCUUUAGAGAAAAUCAAGGUUUCAGUUCUUAACUCCUGUAGAUAGAGAGACAGGACGCUUUUAGUCUGAAGAAAGAAAACGCCGACUGGAACUCUUCUUGUUCUCGAUAACGGAACACAGACAGACACGGAGAGAAAUUACCAAGCCACUGUGAAGUUGACAUUAAGAACAGGCUAGCCUUCUUAACGUAGGCCUUCAUGGUCAACUGGAGCGGGGAAAUGUGAGCUACAUGCAGCACUCGACUGCUGCCAGACUGCCGAGAACACGGACGUGUUUGUGAUAUUAUUGGACCAAAGAUUACAGUGUGGUAGCAACUAGCCAUAGGCUAACAUUAUGGUGAAUAAUGGAAAGCCAGUACAGUGGUGCGGUUUAAAGGCUCAGUUUAAAAUGGGACGGGCGAGCGUUGAGGAUGGGGCUGCCUAUUCUGACGGGGAUGAUGUUUAGCUCCGUGAGUUAGCAUUUCCUAGCAGAGAUAUGUAUCGGAGGUGGGAAGAGUGUUUUCCUCAUCAGGUAGGAGAUGCUGGAUGCUCACACGUCAGCACCUCCCCAGACAGACAACGGUAGCAUUCAUACGUUAAGUUGGUUCACCGCAGAGCUCCACUCUCCGUAGGGGAACGUGAAGCAGCAAUGGCUGUGAAAUCAAGGAGACCGUGGAGCACCGUGCUUUUCGGCGUCUUUCUCGGCUUCACCGCGUCCUCUUGGCUCUUUAUACCUCAGGUUCUGGAAAGUAAAGGGAAAAAGUCUCCCGUGUGUUUGUACAACAGUGCCGCCUCCGUCGGUAAAGGUCCCGCCGUCCUCGGGAACACCGCGGUUACUAAAGACCGGGUGUUGAGCCAGGAGGACGGGGUAUUCAGUCCGGGGAACAGGAGCGGAGAUACCGGGGAACCCGUAAGCAGACCAACGCAUUUCCUCUAUGUCGGCGUGAUGACCGCGAAGAAAUAUGUGCGGUCUCGCGCCGUGGCUGCGUACCAGACCUGGGCGAGCUCCAUACCCGGGAAGGUGGAGUUCUUCUCGAGCGCGGGGACCGGCAGCGUCCUCGUGCCCGUCCCCGUCCCGGUGGUGUCUCUGGCAGGUGUGGACGACUCGUACCCGCCACAGAAGAAGUCCUUCAUGAUGCUGAAGUACAUCCACGACCACUACCUGGAUAAGUACGAGUGGUUCAUGCGGGCAGAUGAUGAUGUUUAUAUAAGAGGUGAGAAGCUGGAGUUGUUCCUGCGCUCGCUGAACAGCAGCAAGCCUCUUUACCUGGGCCAGACAGGCCUGGGCAUGGCCGAGGAGCUGGGCCGGCUGGCCCUGGAGCCCGGAGAGAACUUCUGCAUGGGAGGCCCGGGGAUGAUCUUCAGCAGAGAGGUUCUACGCAGGAUGGUUCCUCAUAUCAACACCUGUCUCAGGGAGAUGUACACCACCCAUGAGGAUGUGGAAGUGGGCCGCUGCGUGCGGCGCUUUGGAGGAACACAGUGCGUGUGGUCAUAUGAGAUGCAGCAGCUCUUCUAUGAGAACUAUGAACACAACAAGAAGGGUUUCAUUGAAGAACUUCACAGCAGCAAGAUCCACAACGCCAUUACGCUUCACCCCAACAAAAAGCCUGCCUACCAGUACCGGCUGCACAGCUUCAUGCUGGGCCGCGAGAUCUCCAGGCUCUGUUACCGCAGCAUCCUGCUCCACCGCCAAGGCCUGAUGAUGAGUUCCCUUAGCGAUACAGAGGUACAGUGGGAGGACCAACAGCUGGGGUCCCCACCUUCCUACAUGCGCUAUAAGCCCAGUGAGAGACAGGAUGUCAUUGAAUGGGAUUUCCUGACUGGCCGCCAUGUUUAUUCUGCUGCUGAGAACAAGGUAGCACGGCAAAACCUCGGGAACUCGCUUCGGACCGCGCUAGAAGGCAUUAUACUCCAGGUCAUGGAAAUGAUUAACGAGAAUUCGAAAACCCGUGGCCGUGUCAUUGACUUUAAAGAGAUCCAGUAUGGCUACUACAGGGUGGAUCCAAUGCAUGGCGCCGAAUACAUCAUAGACUUACUGCUUCUGUACAAGAAACACAAGGGACGCAAAAUAACAGUGCCUGUGAGGCGCCAUGCUUACCUUCAGCAGUCCUUUAGCCGACCCUUCUUUACUGAAACCGACGAGCUGGACGUGGCUGAGCUCGUGGCUGCCAUCAACUCUGAAUCCCAAUCCCUGUCUUUCCUGUCCAACUCUCUGAAGUUCUUGUCGCCUUUCCAGGUCCACGAAUCAAACCGGGACCUGUGGGAGCAAAGCCAGAGGAAGAUCAACAUCCUUGUCCCGUUAUCGGGUCGCUAUGACACCUUUGUCCGCUUCAUGGAGAACUUUGAGAAAGUGUGUUUGAUACCCAAACAAAACGUUAAGCUCUCCAUCGUUCUGGUGGACAACGAGAGCAAUCAGAGCAGAGGAAGACACAUCCAGUUAGUCAAAGACUUCUACAGGAGGUAUCCCAAAGCUGACCUGUCCAUAAUCCCCAUGACAGGCAACUUUUCCCGAGGGCUGGCUCUUGAGCUGGCCUCCUCACAGCUCCAUAAUGACUCUCUACUCUUCUUCUGCGAUGUUGAUCUUAUCUUUAGUGGCGAUGCCUUGCAGCGCUGCAGAGACAAUGCUGUCCAAGGGAGACAAGUCUAUUUCCCUGUUGUCUUUAGUCAGUACAACCCCAAGAUAGUGUAUUCAGAGAAGGCCCCGAGAGAAAACAAGUUUGUGCUGACCAAGAAAAGUGGUUUCUGGCGAGAUUAUGGAUUUGGAAUCGCCUGUGUUUUCAAGAGUGAUUUACUCAAAGCUGGAGGGUUUGACACCUCGAUCUUAGGCUGGGGACUGGAAGACGUGGACCUGUUCACAAAAGUGAUUAAUUCAGGUUUAAAAGUGUUGCGCAGCCAAGAACCGGGGAUUGUCCACAUUUAUCAUCCCGUCCACUGCAACACAAGCCUGGAGCAGAAGCAACACAAGAUGUGCCUUGGCUCAAGAGCAAGUACGUUCGCAUCGACGAUGCAGUUAGCAGAGCUGUGGCUGGAGAAACACAUAGAGACCGGGUACAACAGGACUUCAUCCUGACAAUCCAGCCCUCCUGGACUCCUCCGUACAAGUUGACCUCAGUUCUGCUUGAAUGCAGACAGCGUGGUGGGUUGUAGUGGGACUGUGGAUCAGAGGUCUUUGCAGGCUGGAAGAUUUGACCCAGAAAGGACCCGGGACUCCAGUACGGAGAUGGAUAUAACUAGGGCUGCACGAUAAGAUAUAUCUAAAUAUCUAAUUGCGAUUAUUUUUGACUGAUUUUGCGAUAUGAUUCACGAUAUUGAAGGGAAUGAUCAUGUUGGUAUCAUUAUUCAGCCACUCCAGAAAAACACAGAGCAUAAUUUAAUGCAUAAUCAGCCAAAGUCUGCAUAAUUAUCCGGGGGCUGCAUUUUUCUCCAAUACACCUCAUAAAUUGCAGAUUUCUGCGCAAAAUAAUGCAGGGCUUGCAUGAUUUCAUUAUCCCCACAUUUUCAUUGCAAAAAAGUCACAAAUAUCUUAGCAGGAAGUUGAAAAAUGUUGAGUUUACUUCACUCAAGGCAACCAUAUUCCAUUGCGUUUUUUAAGAAAAAGUGCCACAUAAUCAAGGAUUGCUCACAACAAUCACAAAAAACUCAGCAUUUUUCUGGAAGGACUGAUUAUUCUCAUUUUCAUUGACUAAUAUUAAAUCCUAAAAAUUAACAUGAUUAUAGUGUGAUUUCUGCGAGGAUCUGUACCAGAAAAGAGUUUUUUUGGAGUCUGUAUGGAUAGGAUUUGUAAUAAUUUUCAUUCAGAUUGGUUUGACACAUAUUGUGUCUUUAACAAAUAUUGCACUAGUCCAUAUUGCGUUUUCGAUCAAAUGUGAUUAAUUGUGCAGCCCUAGAUAUAACCAAUGACGACCACACGCGACCCAGUUCCAAACUGAGCUGGUGGACCUAACCUCAAUGGGAUCCAGAGGAAGUAGUCCACAACAGAACCGAGUUUAGGCUUGCUGCACCCAAUUUGAUGAAAGCCAGUGUAGAAACAACAAGCGUGUGCUACCUGAUCCAGGUCCUCAGCAGCUGGGAAACAUUGCUUGUACACAAAUUUGCGUGGUACAUUGCACAUGUACAGUUCACUUUAGCAUUAGUGAAUUUUGAUUUCUUUUUUUCUGUGGAAAUGAUGCAAAUAUAGAGCUUUGGGACUUUAUUGCAGUUCCUUAGGGUUCGGGUCAGGGGUAACGAACUCUCAACAUUUUUUUUAACAUGUAUAAAUGAUUUUGGAUUGAGCAGUCCCAAGGUUGGGACUCUUUUUUUUUUUUUUUUUUUACAUGACCCAAAGAACACACAUGACGUGUGAUAAAAAGGAAAAAAUGAUAUACUGUAUCUGUAUAUAUUUAUAUAAAUAUAUUCUAGUCGACUCAUAAGAAUGUUGAAGUGUUGCAGGUUUCAGUAUGCCCCAGAAUCACCACGGAGCACCACUGAAAUGACUACUCUGUUCCUCUGCUCUUCAUGGAAUGGGGAUAGCUGCUGUGCCCUGAGCAGCAUUAUCUGCUGCGGUACACAGUCUCUACGUGUUUGCGUUUCUGUGUCCUCGCUGUCCCAGAGAACCUUGAGACAUUCCCUCCUGCAGACCUGUAGCCGGGGCUGUGUGCUCACUGUCUGCCUAGGUGAUCCUGUCGUGCUACUGGGUUCAUAUUAUUUAGCAUGUUGUUCAGCAAUUUCUCUCAUUUCCACUCCCAAGUCUAGUUAUUUUCUCCUGGACCUAUGGCACACGUUAGUUUGUAGAUCACUGCUCACCACAAUGUUUACAGUUCCCAGUAGUUACCAGUAUUAUGGCAUGUGCAUGUAGGCACAUGCCAUAAUACUGGCUUGGGAAUGCAUUCCUGAAUCUAAUUUGACCUGGUUCAAGGUUGAGCGGUUUAGACGGGCCAGACCCCCGGAGCAUAACGGACAUUUAGAUGUCUAGGUUUAUAACUGGGAUGAAGAUAGUUGGAGGGUCAUCUGUUUUUUUUUUUAAUGGCUAUAUUUCAGUUUGUAGUUUGAACCCUCACAUUUAUUAAAAAAAAUGUUUUCAAUAAAAUGUUUGAUCCACGUUUUUUGUUUUUUUUAGAUAAUUUGUUGGGCGUUUUCCACCUUUUAUUUUGAUAGGACAGCAGAAGACUUGAGAGGGGGAUGACCUGCUGCAAAGGGUCAGAGUCGAACCAGGAUCCGCUGCGGCGAGGAAUAAACCUCUAUAUAUGGGCGCCCGCUCUACCAACGGAGCUAUCCCGGCGCCCGGGCCAGGUUUCACUGCGGACAUGGAAUCACCACGACUAGUGGUUCCUGGGAAACCACUCCCCAGACUGAAGCAUAUGACUCCACAAAUGAGCUUAGCAGGUCAUGUGCAGUCCAUCGUACUUCGAGGUGUGUGGGAUUAUUCUUUGAGUGAGUCAGUUAUGUUGAUGGGGUGGUGCCAACCCACUUUUCUAAGUCAAAUCAUCUUA
This is a messenger RNA of Etheostoma spectabile (orangethroat darter), 5524 nucleotides long. Its product is annotated as chondroitin sulfate synthase 3. Gene Ontology annotation, cellular component: Golgi cisterna membrane. The transcript has 3 exons. Gene Ontology annotation, molecular function: glucuronosyl-N-acetylgalactosaminyl-proteoglycan 4-beta-N-acetylgalactosaminyltransferase activity. Bases 706 to 3126 code for a protein of 806 amino acids. The record is from RefSeq and is a predicted model, not a curated record. Lineage: Eukaryota; Metazoa; Chordata; Actinopteri; Perciformes; Percidae.